AUGGAGGAAUGCUUUGUAAGGGCUUAUUUUGUAACAAGACCCAUGCUAGCAGUCAACUUUAUAUACUUUCAUGUCGAGUUUUUGUUUCUAAUGGUUGCAAAGGGCUUGAAGUGCGAAACAGGAACUCUGUCAAUUAUAAAUGGCUUGAAUGGGCAAGCCAAUUUCAAGAAAGCGAAGGAGCUUGUUUUGUAUUUUGGAUCAGAGCAGAGUACACAAGAAAGAGAAGAAACUCUGAGAGUCAGAAUGGAGCUUCUCCAUGUCAUUCCAUGGCUUCUAUUCUUAACCAGUUCUCACCUGUUGUCUACCAUGGAGGCAGCAAAACCCACAUCUGGUGCUCCGUCCUUUCCAUACCCAUUUAUAACCUUGGACUUGGAGAAAGCAGCUGCAAGAAAAUACGAUUAUAUAAUCGUUGGAGGAGGUACAUCUGCGUGUCCUCUGGCUGCAACUCUGUCACAAAAUUACACUGUUCUGGUACUGGAAAGAGGAGGAUCUCCUUAUGGAAAUCCUGAGAUUGAGAGCGGUGAAUAUUUUGGGAAGCCAUUGAUGGAAACAGAUAAGUUCACUUCCAUAGCUCAGGGAUUUAUGACUGAGGAUGGAGUGCAGGUGGACAGAGCCAGAGUUUUGGGGGGUGGAACUGCUCUGAAUGCUGGGUUUUACAGCAGAGCGAGCAGAACGUACAUUCAACGCAUGGGAUGGGAUGAAAAGCUGGUGAAUGAAUCUUUUUUGUGGGUGGAGAAAAUGAAUGCCUUUGAACCAGAUCACCUUUCACGCUUCUCCUCUGCUCUGAAAGACGCCCUGCUGGAAGUGGGAAUUCGUCCUGAUAAUGGGUAUACUGUGGAUCAUGUUGAGGGCACCAAGAUUAGUGCUUCCACCUUUGACAACAAUGGGAAACGACAUACUGCUGCAGAUCUGCUCAAGAAUGCAAACCCAAAUAAUAUUGUUGUUCUGCUUAAUGCCACUGCUUCCAGAAUUCUCUUCAAUUCUUCAUCAGGAAAGUUGAAGGCUCAAGGGGUAGAAUUCAUGAACUCCGUCAGUGGCGGUUCUUACCAAGCAUUAAUUGAUGAGUCAUCAUGUUGUAGUGAAGUAAUUUUGUCAGCAGGAAGUAUAGGAAGUCCUCAACUCUUGCUCUUAAGUGGAAUAGGCCCCUCCAGAGAUCUUAGAAAGAUAAAUAUACCCGUCCUCAAACAUGUGCCUUCAGUAGGACAAGGGAUCCAAGAUAACCCUCGUGCAACGAUAAUACUGCAAUCCCCUAUACCAUUGAAUACUUCUAGUAUACAAGUAGUGGGAAUUAUGAACAGUUCUGCAAACUACAUAUUUUCUAGUAGCUUUGUGCAACAAACCCCCUCAAAUGGCUCUGGUGUCAUAAAUUCAUAUGGUGGAGUAAUCUUUGAGAAACUAGCUUACCCUUUAUCAAGGGGAAGCCUAAGUCUAAUUAGCAAGGAUCCUAGAGAAAACCCUUCUGUUCGCUAUAACUAUUAUUCUAACCCUCAAGAUCUGCAAAAAUGUGUGCAAGGGGUCAAGGUAAUAGCUGGCAUUUGUGAAACAAAUUCUAUGAAGAAUUUUGCUUAUAAUGACAAGUCCAGUGGCACAAGUGGGCUACGUUUCACUGGGCCAUCUUUGCCUAAGAAUAAAUCUGACGAGGUAGCCUUGGGCAAGUUUUGCAUGGAAAACAUCAACACCAUGUGGCAUUUUCAUGGAGGAUGUGAUAUUGGUUCCGUGAUUGACAAGAGGUAUAGGCUCAAAGGUGUUGAUGCUCUAAGAGUUGUUGAUGGUUCCACUUUCAGGGAUGGCCCUGGUACUAAUCCACAAGCAACCACUAUGAUGCUUGGAAGGUAUGUGGGAGUGAAGAUUCUACGAGAGCGUGGGGCUUCUACAUGAGUCAAGGAGAAAUUUCCAGUGUUCAUGCCUUAAAUCUUUUUUUUUUAUUGAAGUGUUCAAUAUUACAUAUUGGGUGUAUUUUGACACAUGAUUAAGAUAUUAGUCAAUGAAUAUAUUAUGAGGAAUGAUGUAUAGAGGUUGGAAGUACUUGAAACAACCCAAUAUAGUAGAUUAGUGUUGUAAUGGAGGUUUUUAAUAUAUUAUUGGUGGUUUCUCUA
This is a messenger RNA of Cryptomeria japonica (Japanese cedar), 2096 nucleotides long. RefSeq names its product (R)-mandelonitrile lyase-like. Bases 1 to 1878 code for a protein of 625 amino acids. The record is from RefSeq and is a predicted model, not a curated record. Gene Ontology annotation, molecular function: oxidoreductase activity, acting on CH-OH group of donors; flavin adenine dinucleotide binding. Lineage: Eukaryota; Viridiplantae; Streptophyta; Pinopsida; Cupressales; Cupressaceae. The transcript is spliced from 5 exons.